AAAUAUUAAACCUGCGGGACUCAGAAGAAAGAACCGAGGGAGAGCGUGUGCAAACUAAGGGAGUUUACUACAGCGCGGCGUGGAGGGAGACACGGGCGCGUGGCAGGGAGAACUAGCAAACCCAACCGACACCGCACGCAGAAAUGGCGGAGCACCACGCAGCCGGCGACGGCAAGCACAAAGCGUCCACCAGUGCCGGGGGCUCGGUGCACGGGAACAGCAGACCCGGCGUCGCGGGUGGCGGACCGGGCAAAGGAGGAGGCCUGUCUGGUGGACUGACACAACCGGCCGGGUGGCAGUCCUUACUCUCCUUUAGCAUUCUGUUCCUGGCCUGCCUGGCCGGAUUCAGCUCCAGACUUUUCGCGGUGAUCCGGUUCGAGAGCAUCAUCCACGAGUUUGAUCCAUGGUUCAAUUACAGAUCGACGCACCAUCUCACCACAAAUGGCUUCUACGAGUUCCUCAACUGGUUCGAUGAGAGGGCCUGGUACCCCUUGGGCAGGAUCGUUGGCGGCACGGUAUACCCAGGGUUAAUGGUGACCGCCGGCCUCAUCCACUACAUGCUCAACCUGCUCCACAUCACCGUCCACAUCCGCGACGUGUGCGUCUUUCUGGCGCCGGUGUUCAGCGGCCUGACGGCCAUCUCCACCUUCCUGCUGACGCGGGAGCUGUGGAACCAGGGUGCAGGUCUGCUGGCGGCCUGCUUCAUCGCCAUCGUCCCGGGCUACAUCUCGCGCUCCGUCGCCGGAUCCUUCGACAACGAGGGCAUCGCCAUCUUCGCCCUGCAGUUCACCUACUACCUCUGGGUGAAGUCAGUGAAGACGGGCUCUGUGUUCUGGGCCAUCGGCUGUUGUCUCUCCUAUUUCUACAUGGUGUCGGCAUGGGGAGGCUAUGUGUUUAUCAUCAACCUGAUUCCUCUGCAUGUGUUUGUGCUGAUGCUGAUGCAACGCUACAGCAGAAGAGUCUACAUCGCUUACAGCACUUUCUACAUCGUGGGUCUCGUGCUGUCGAUGCAGAUCCCCUUUGUCGGCUUCCAGCCAAUCAGGACCAGCGAGCACAUGGCCGCUGCCGGUGUGUUUGCACUUCUCCAAGCCUACGCCUUCCUGCAGUACCUGAAGGACCGGCUGACCAGACAGGAGUUCCAGACACUCUUCCUCCUCGGAGUCUCUCUUGCAGCCGGCGUGGUCUUCCUCACCGUCAUCUAUCUCACUUACACAGGAUACAUCGCUCCGUGGAGUGGUCGUUUCUACUCUCUCUGGGACACCGGCUACGCCAAGAUCCACAUCCCCAUCAUCGCGUCGGUGUCGGAGCACCAGCCGACGACGUGGGUCUCCUUCUUCUUCGACCUCCAUAUCCUGGUCUGCACGUUCCCAGCAGGCCUCUGGUUCUGCAUCAAGAACAUCAAUGACGAACGAGUGUUUGUGGCCCUGUACGCCAUCAGCGCCGUCUACUUCGCCGGCGUGAUGGUGCGUCUGAUGCUGACACUGACGCCGGUGGUGUGCAUGCUGUCUGCGGUGGCUUUCUCCAGCGUCUUUGAGCAUUACAUGGGAGACGACACGAAGAGGGAGAAACCACCCGCUGAAGACAGCAGCGACGAGGACGACAAGAGGAACUCUGGGAAUCUUUAUGACAAGGCCGGUAAGGUGCGCAAACACGUGUCGGAGCAGGAGAAGGCCGAGGAGGGUUUGGGCCCCAACAUCAAGUCCAUCGUCACCAUGCUCAUGCUGAUGCUGCUGAUGAUGUUCGCUGUCCACUGCACCUGGGUCACCAGCAACGCCUACUCCAGUCCCAGUGUGGUGCUGGCCUCAUACAACAACGACGGGACGCGCAACAUCCUGGAUGACUUCAGGGAGGCCUACUACUGGCUGAGGCAGAAUACAGGCGAGCACGCCCGCGUCAUGUCGUGGUGGGACUACGGUUACCAGAUAGCCGGCAUGGCCAACAGGACCACGCUAGUCGAUAACAACACAUGGAACAACAGUCACAUAGCGCUGGUGGGGAAAGCUAUGUCUUCCAACGAGAGCGCAGCCUACACAAUCAUGAGGUCGUUGGAUGUGGACUACGUGCUGAUUAUCUUCGGAGGAGUGAUCGGCUACUCAGGAGACGAUAUAAACAAGUUCCUGUGGAUGGUGAGGAUCGCGGAGGGAGAGCACCCAAAGGACAUCAGGGAGAGCGACUACUUCACCCCUCAGGGAGAGUUCAGAGUGGAUAAGGCCGGUUCACCGACUCUCCUCAACUGCCUUAUGUACAAGAUGUCCUACUACCGAUUUGGUGAAAUGCAGCUGGACUUCCGGACGCCUCCUGGCUUCGACCGGACUCGCAACGCCGAGAUCGGCAACAAGGACAUCAAGUUCAAGCACCUGGAGGAGGCGUUCACCUCGGAGCACUGGCUGGUGAGGAUCUACAAGGUCAAGAACCUGGACAACAGGGAGCCGCUGGACCACACGCUUCGCAGUGUAGUGCCCAAGCAGAAGUACACCUCCAAAAAGACCGCCAAGAGGAAGCGAGGACACAUCAAGAACAAGCUGGUCCUGAGGAAAGGCAAGAAACUCCAAAAGAAAUAACGGCGACGAUGAACUCUUCUAGCAAAACAACUGCGAAGAAACCUCUUAACAACCAAUGAAGAAGAACACAGGGGCCGUUUAUCUGGCACUCGGUCUCAAGCGCGUCUCAUUAGAGCGCCCCCCUGUGUCGAGGAAGUGUCAUAUCUGGCUAGCUGCAGAACCGUUUUAAUCCCGAGGACCUUUUGUCUUGCUUAAUUUCUCCCGUGUUUUUUUUUGUUUUCUAGUUUGUCUGUUUUUUACUUUGUACUUGAAUGUGUGGCGAGGCAUAGGGCUGCUCUGCUUGGUUCGGCGUCGAUUAACAUUUUGUGGUACGUUUAAUUAACUGCUUAUCAGUGCGGGGAAUUGGGGGGUGGGGGGGGUGGGGGGGAGGAGAGAGACUAGGGACAUUUGCACCAAAGACCCAUCGACCUUGCUCCACGGCACAUGUGAACUCAUUACUGAGAGUGAGGGAGUGAAAGCUGAGGACUUGUUCCUGACGCGUAUACAGAGGACGGUAUGCGGCAUGGAGGAACGUCACCGUCUAGGCACAGCCCGUCUGUAGAAUGAACCUUUUUAUCAUCGUCCUCUCCUUUGUGUCUGCCUUGCUCCCCGACCUUCUUUUUCAACAAAUUCUUUAGAGAAAAAAAAAAAUUGGCCUAACAUGUAAAUAUCUUGUGUAAAGAAUAAGUCUAAACGGAUGAUAAUAUAUUGGAUUAUUGUGGUGAUUUUUAAAUAUGCAGUUGUCAGUUAUCUUACUUUCUUUGUGAUUGUUUUGUUGAUUUUUUUGUUUUGUUUGUAUGACAGCGAAUAGAUCAGUGAAUGCAAUAAUUCUUGUACAGAGGGGCUUGACAUUUCGUUGGAAGAAUGAAUGUGAAUUUUUACAAAGCCCCCCCCCCAUACCAACACCCCCUUUUUUCAUAAAUGGCAUAGAUUGUACAUUUCUGCUGCUUAGGGAUUUAAAGACAGAAGCAAGCAAUGGUGUGUAGAAAGCAGUGAUCAUGAAUUAGGCCUCCCUUCCUGCAGAGGGAGCUCUCUAGUGCAGUGUGCAGAGCUUCGUGCCUCAUCGCUGGUCACCAUCGCCUCGAUACUUUGUGACCGUCUGCUCUAUCAGCUUUGUGUUCAGCUCAUCGUGUAUCAACGCAGCGGGUCGGGUGCUUCGACCAGACUGAGGCAAUCGGGAACUGGGAAUAGACUGGUGAACUGUGAAGGGGGGGGGUAGUUGGUACUCAAGCACUGAAACUGAGACUAGAAAACACAACUGAGGUGAGGAAAGGUAGAAACUUCCAUCCUUGUCCGAGACAACGGUGGACCGACGUCUUUAUUGUACUUUAGAGCUGUGUCCUGAUUCCAUACUGCAUUUAAGAUUAAGUCUUAAAAGGUAUUGAUUAUGUAAUAUGUCACACUUUAGACUUAACCGCUAUUCUCUAACGUGAUUUUAAAUUGGUGGAGUGGACCUUUAAUUUUCUGUCCAUCGACUAAUAAGUUCAGCUCUAGUAACUUUACUAGACGUGAUGUAUCUCGUGCUCCUUGUAUCUCCUCCAUGGAAGAAAAAACUACUGUAAAAAAAGAAUACUCUAUAUGUAGUGUAUUCUUGAUAAUAUUCGUAUGCACAGUAGUAGUAGUAUUGCGAACCAUCAUUUUUGUCAUUGAUUUAUUGGUUGUUUCUUUACGUUAUUCUUUAUUUGGUUCGUAAAAUAUAAAGAGGAAGAAAAAAAAAAAAUCUGAAAACUUCCCAGUGGACACAAAGUGAUAGUUUGUAUAGAAGAUGGAGCAUAGCAAAUAUUCACAUUUGCAAAGAUGCAAGUAGUGAAUUUUUGGUAUUUCUGCCUUGAAAAAACCCCAAUCAACUGUUAACAUUGAAAGAUUGAUUAAUGGUAUAAAAAAAAAAAGAUUAACUUAUCAAUUAAUCUGAUUGUGUCAGGUUGUAUAGUAUGCAGUUGGGACACAGCUCUGAUGAGCCGUAACCUUUGACCUUUUGUUCGAUGGGCACUGCACUGUUCGUCUGUCUGGGUUCUCCAGAUGUUCUAAACACUAAAGGUGUUUCUGUAUGUGCACGCUUCAGUAACUUUUUCCAUUUUACUUUUUCUCAAACGAGUGACUCAUAGAAAGACUAACGCGUCGCACAGCUGUACUAUCACACCUCACAGAAGAGUGACUUGUAUUUGUAUCACCCGGUUUGUUUUUCUUUACACUUUUUAAAAAGUAUUGUCUGAAUCACUUUUUUUUUUUUUUGAUCUUCUCUGAAACUUGACUAUCACCAUUUCAGACUUCAGACCUUUGACACAAUGCCGCAUUGUCAUUCAGUCACACCUGCGCCUAGAGCUGAAUCACGUCCUGAUUUCUCAUCAGUCAAGAGAGGAGAGGGUUCAGACCGAGCCUUAAUGUGAUGUACAGUUUGUUGCCCUCUUACGUUUUCAUUUUGUGUCGAUUAGGAGCGGCAGAACGGUUCCUUCCUCUACUAAGUCGAAUUAUUUCUUAGUAGCUCAGUGCUGUCUGUCCUUAACACCUUUUGUUUUGAUGAAAUCCCUCCUUCACCUUCAAAGUUUACAUUUCUACGUUGUUCUGUUCAGCCAUCUUUAAAUAUACACUUUAAUGAGAA
Anarrhichthys ocellatus (wolf-eel) is the source of this 5139-nucleotide messenger RNA. RefSeq names its product dolichyl-diphosphooligosaccharide--protein glycosyltransferase subunit STT3B. Lineage: Eukaryota; Metazoa; Chordata; Actinopteri; Perciformes; Anarhichadidae. The record is from RefSeq and is a predicted model, not a curated record. Gene Ontology annotation, cellular component: membrane. Gene Ontology annotation, biological process: post-translational protein modification. Gene Ontology annotation, molecular function: dolichyl-diphosphooligosaccharide-protein glycotransferase activity. Bases 144 to 2561 code for a protein of 805 amino acids. The transcript is spliced from 16 exons.